AUGGUAAAAAUUGGAAAUAAUUUUAAAUUUUGUCAAUUAAAAGGUUUAUUACAAAGUGAAGAAGUUAAAGAGAUUAAAGAAUUACCAAAAAGUAAUUUUUAUACACAAGGUAUUAUUGAAGCACCAAUUAGUAUUAGAAUUGAUGAUAUAUUACCAAAUGGUAUAAAUUAUUUAUCAAUUCCAUGUGUUGAAUCACAAAUUAAUAGUUUAAUUUCAAAUGAUAAUAUUACUACUAAUAGUAAUAGAAAUGUUUGGGAAAUUGAAAGUAAAAAAAUUGAAAUUGGUGAUGGUAAUUUAUGGAAAGAAACAGAGGAGAAAAUAAUCGAGAAAAUUAAAAUUGGUAUGGGAAUUUAUCAAGAUGAAUUGGUUAAUUUACAAUUUAAAAAAUUAAUAAUCAUUAAACCCAAUGGUUAUUUACCAUACCAAGAUAUUAAUACCACAACAACAAUUGUUAAAAAUAAUAAAAAUAAUAUUUUUGGAAAGUUGUUAAUUUCUUUACCAUCAAAAUCAUAUGGAGGGGAUAUAAUUAUCACCAAUUCAAAGAAUGAUAAGGAUCAUUGUAAAAUCCAGUUAUCAAAUAACUUUGGAUCGUUAAUUAAUAUGGUUUCGUUUUAUUCCGAUUGCAUAUACACCACUGAGCCAUUACAAUCUGGGAUAAGAGUGUACUUGGAAUACGAUUUAAUCAAGUCUAGUAAAAGGUCAUUAUCAGCCCAAGUUCUAACUCAAAUCAAGUCAGAUGCAAAUGAGAAAUUAAAAGAAAUUACAGACUCUAUUAAUUUCUGUCUAAGUGAUGGUAAAUUAACGAAUAUCGUAUACUUAUUUGAAAAUGGUAAUUAUAAUAUCGAAUCGAUUGUUGAAGAAUUAUCAGGAAAUGAUUUGAAAAUUGUUGAAAAGGUAAAUAAAAUAUCAAUGGAUGAAUCAAAUGAUUUAACAUUUUGUUUUGGUUAUUUUCAUUUAAUUGAAAAAUCAAUUGGUUUAUUUUCAAUGGAUGAAAAAAAGAAAUUCACACCAAAUGAAUCUGUUAUAUCAGAGAAUUUCAUUCACUGUUUUAGAGAUAUUAAUAAUAAUUUAGUUGAUAUACCAAAUAUUCAUAUAUCAAAAGAUUUAUCUGAAGUUUUAUCUUCAAUUGAUUUUAAAAAUUUUAAACCAUAUCAAUUAAUUACAAAUCAAGAUUUAAAUAGUCAAAUUUCAAUUUAUGAAAUACCCUCAUUAAUAAUUUUUAAAAAAUCAACUUUAGAAAAUAAUGAUAUAUCAAUUAAACCACCAGAUUUAAAAAGGGGAAAAUUUAUUUAA
Molecule: messenger RNA, 1293 nt
Organism: Dictyostelium discoideum AX4
Lineage: Eukaryota; Evosea; Eumycetozoa; Dictyosteliales; Dictyosteliaceae
Exons: 1
Coding region: 1-1293 (430 amino acids)
Source: RefSeq, a predicted model, not a curated record